UUUAGCCCUCAGAAGAAGCCAGAAUAACAGCGGCAGCACCAGCAGCGGCGAAAAAUCAGAUCCAGUGGCGAUUCGGUCCUUUUUACUCGAACAAAAUAAACCAUGCUGCUUCGUAAGGUCAGCCAGUCUUCCGCCGUUUGCGGAUCCAUUCUCAGGAAUCCUGCAGUGCUGUCAGGAAGCCAGCGUCAAGCCGCGGUGGUACUCGCUGUACCAAACGGUCGGCUCUACGCCAGUCAAGCUGCUCAGGCCGUGUUGGAGAAGCCUGCGGCGGUGGGCAGCGAUGCUGCGGCUAAAGCGGAAAAGAAGAGCGUCGCUGCUGAAUCUAAAUCAUUUGCUGUCAACAUGUUCAAAGGACAGAUCGCAACAUCUCAAGUGUUUCCUUUCCCUAAAGCGCUGAACGAGGAGCAAGAGCAGUUCCUCCAGGAGCUCGUGGGCCCAGUCAGCAAGUUUUUUGAGGAGGUGAACGAUCCGGCCAAGAACGACGAACUUGAGAAGGUGGAGGAUCACACCAUGGAGGGUCUGAAGGAGAUGGGGGCUUUCGGUCUGCAGGUUCCUGCUGACCUGGGCGGCCUCGGCCUCUCUAACACCCAGUACGCCCGUCUGGUUGAGAUCGUCGGCAGUCACGAUUUGGGAGUUGGCAUCACCCUGGGAGCUCACCAGUCCAUCGGCUUUAAGGGAAUUCUGCUGUUUGGAAACAAAGCCCAGAAGGAGAAGUACCUACCCAAACUCGCCACAGGUGAAACCAUCGCCGCCUUCUGCCUGACGGAGCCGGCCAGCGGCUCUGACGCCGCCUCCAUCAAGACCACCGCUGUGCUCUCGCCCUGCGGGAAAUUCUACACUAUGAAUGGCAGCAAGAUCUGGAUCAGCAAUGGGGGCUUGGCUGAGAUCUUCACAGUAUUUGCAAAGACUCCAAUGAAAGACCCUAAAACGGGAGAAAUGAAGGAUAAGAUCACAGCUUUCAUCGUGGAGAGGAGCUUUGGAGGCGUCUCACAUGGCCCACCGGAGAAGAAAAUGGGCAUCAAGGCAUCCAACACGGCUGAGGUGUACUUUGAGGACGUGCGCGUGCCGGUCGACUGCGUUCUGGGCGAAGUUGGCGGAGGCUUCAAGGUGGCCAUGAACAUCCUGAACAACGGCCGCUUCGGCAUGGCUGCGGCCCUCUCGGGCACCAUGAGAGGCGUCAUGACCAAAGCCAUCGAUCAUGCAGCCAACAGAACCCAGUUCGGGAACAAGAUCCACACCUACGGAGCCAUUCAGGAGAAGAUGGCCCGCAUGGCCAUGCUGCACUAUGUGACAGAGUCGAUGGCCUACAUGAUCAGCGGGAACAUGGACAGCGGAGCCACAGACUUCCAGAUAGAAGCUGCCAUCAGCAAGAUCUUCGCUUCUGAAGCAGCGUGGACCGUGACUGACGAGAGUAUUCAGGUCAUGGGAGGAAUGGGUUUUAUGAAGGGAUCUGGAGUGGAGCGGGUGAUGAGGGAUCUACGCAUUUUCCGAAUCUUUGAAGGCACCAACGACAUCCUGAGGCUCUUUGUGGCGCUCAAUGGCUUCCAGAAUGCAGGAAACCACCUGAAGAGCUUACAGAAGGCGCUGAAGAACCCCUUCGGAAAUGCUGGGCUGCUGACGGCAGAGAUCACAAAGAGAGCCAAAAGAAAGGCAGGUUUGAGCACAGGUUUGAGUCUGCAGGGAAGCAUCCAUCCUGACCUGGCACAAAGCGGCGAUCUGACGGUGAAAGCCAUCGAGCAGUUUGGAGCCGUCAUCGAGGAGCUGUUGGUCAAACACGGCAAGAAGAUCAUCGACGAGCAGUUUGUGUUAAAGCGGGUCGCUGACUGCGCCAUCGACCUCUACGCCAUGGUGGUCGUCCUCUCCAGGGCUUCUCGCUCUCUGAGUCAGAGCCAUCCCUCAGCUCAGCAUGAGAAGAUGCUGUGUGACACCUGGUGUAUGGAGGCUCAUGACAGGGUAAUGCGGGACAUAAAGCUCCUGCGCUCCGGUGAGUCCAAACGGCUCUUCAACAACAUGAGGUCCAUCUCUGCUGCGGUGGUGGAGAACGGAGGCGUGGUGUCUCCUCAUCCGCUGGGUUUCUAGAUCACCACCCACACCGUUUUGGUUUUCUUUUCUGUAUUUAACCAGGGUUUUAUUUCCCACACUUUUGCAUCUAAAUCAGAGCAUGACUGCCAAGUCCAGCCAGUUUCCAACCAAUUUAAAUAAAACCAUGUCUGCUCAGUCACAUCAGUGCCCUUUCUUUAAAUAUGUACAACUAAGCUGUGGAGCAUUGUAGCAUUAGCUACAGCUUUCUGAAUUCGAGCGUAUACCUCAAAAUGGAAAGUGUUUUCGUGGUUGAAGAUAUCUUUAGUCCUCAUGCUUGUGUCUAAAGCAGCAGAUAGUUGAAUACGUGCAGGGAGAUUGUAUAUAGACCAGCAGCUUUGUACCUUCAUGACUAUAGCUGACUGACCAGUAAUUCACUGCUGAAAAUGUGAAUAUAAGCAGUUCCUCUUGCUUUACACAACAUAAUCAAUGCAACUCAGAAAAUUACUGUUAAUAGGGAGGUUAUCUAAAAAAAAAAGGCAGUUCAGUCUGUGCACUAAGGCUUUUGAAGGGCAUAUUUUAACUUUUUGUUUCUAUUUUUUAUUUGUACACUUGCCUAAUUUGUGUUGAAAUGUAUUUAACAAUGUGCUUUGUAUGUACUUGGAUGCCUUUCUGCACGUUCAGCUCUUAUAAACACAAAUG
Cyprinodon variegatus (sheepshead minnow) is the source of this 2721-nucleotide messenger RNA. RefSeq names its product acyl-CoA dehydrogenase, very long chain (gene acadvl). The transcript is spliced from 21 exons. Bases 103 to 2079 code for a protein of 658 amino acids. NCBI's taxonomy places the organism in Eukaryota, Metazoa, Chordata, Actinopteri, Cyprinodontiformes, Cyprinodontidae. Gene Ontology annotation, molecular function: fatty-acyl-CoA binding; flavin adenine dinucleotide binding; very-long-chain fatty acyl-CoA dehydrogenase activity. The record is from RefSeq and is a predicted model, not a curated record.